Sabethes cyaneus is the source of this 9907-nucleotide messenger RNA. Its product is annotated as CUE domain-containing protein 1. The transcript is spliced from 3 exons. NCBI's taxonomy places the organism in Eukaryota, Metazoa, Arthropoda, Insecta, Diptera, Culicidae. The record is from RefSeq and is a predicted model, not a curated record. Bases 426 to 1250 code for a protein of 274 amino acids. Gene Ontology annotation, molecular function: ubiquitin binding.
UUUCGGAAAAUUUUCUCUAAAAUUAGUGUUUCAGUCUACUUUUUCGUGCAAAACAAUGCUAGGUAUUGCUUAUCUAACAAUGGGUGACAUUGAUGAGCUGUAAAAUUCGACAUCGGAAGUGAGCUACUGGUUAAUCGAAGCAAAAAGUCAAAAGAAGUCCUACAAAGGAAAGGGCAAAAAACGACUGCUGACUGGGCAAUCCGCAGAUAGGAAACGAAACGAAUAUCGUACGUAAAAGGAGGAAGGAGAGCGUGAACGGGUUUUUCCUUGCUUGCCUCGCGUUCCAGCUUUCGGGUCUCGCGCAAUUACCUUCGCGCAGUCGAGCAUCUCGCGCUCCGUCUGGGUGACAUUGGACGUGUACUCCUACCCUUAUAAUUAGUCUGUAGUUUUGAAUUACUUCCAAAAACAAGCACUUGAGUAGCGGGAUGGCCUCGACGAUGCAGUUAGAGUUUGCACAAGCGAUGGCAGAUUUUAAGAAUAUGUUCCCGGACAUGGAUAGGGACGUGAUAGAGGCAGUGCUUCGAGCAAACCAGGGCGCAGUGGAUGCGACAAUCGAUCAGCUGUUAGCGAUGAGCACCGAUAAUCAGAAUGAGAAACUUCGCCAAGAGUUAGAUGGAGAGACGGGCAGGACUCCACCGACAGGUGGACCAAAUCCGCCGACCGGAACUGGUACAUUGCUUAAUUUAUCCAGUAGUCCAGCAGCAACACUGCUCAGUACCUCGCCUAAAUCGACGGCAUUGGGGGCAUCCCCCAAGAUUAAGAAAUCUCCCGGUAGCACCAGUGCUACCAGUAGUCCGAGAACGUUGGUUAUCGGUGCCGUACCCAGUCGAGAAGCAGAGAAAUCUCCGGCCAACCGCCGAUGGAAUCCACCGAUGUUGGGCCCUCUGCCGCCCAGCUUCCUUCGGCUUAACAGUGACGCUUGCCGUAAUACCGAAUUCGAUCUUGGUGACGAACAGUUUGCGAUGAUGCUGCAGAACGAGGAGUUCAUGGCGGAACUGAGAUGGAACCAGGAGUUCCUGUCCGCGCUGGAAAAGGACCACCAGGGCAAGGUUUCCGACGAUGCCGCCUUCAAGGAACGGCUGCGCCAUAUGGGUAAGAUAUCGCGGAAGAAGUUUGCCCAGCUCGCUCGGGUGUUCACCUGGCAGCGGGGUACGAACAAAAAAGCUAGUGCCGUUCGACACCCGGACUCGCUGCUGCUGCAGGAGGAACACAGUGACGACGACGAGCCGAGAAAGUCUGUUAAAAAGUAGAUUGUGUGUCCGCGUUCGUUCGUUCGUUCGUUCGUGUGUUCUGUGGGGUCCGUGGUUUUAUGGUCUGACGGCGGUGUUGUGCGUGGUAGAAGGUGCAAAAUUUAUUCCAGAGUUUUACCCUAAUUUUAGUGGUUUUAAAAGAUAAGACUGUUGUAUUUUUUGGUGAAAAGUGAAAUUUUUCAGAGGGUUAAAAGGAAGGGAUACGAUGAAAACGUUUAUCUACAAUCUGGGUCGAGCGAAGACCUUCUCGAAGUGCGGUCAUAUCAGCUGCAUAUGUUUUGUUUUUAUUUCUGCUUUAAGUGCAAUCGCGUUAUAGGUUUUUGUUGUUUUAAUUUAUUUGUAUAUAUAGAGAUUUUGUUUAUUUUCACUUUGUUCUCGUUAGUUGUAGAAUUCUGAGAAGCAUUUAGCCUUUAUCGUGUAACCUUAUUUACUAUUGUACUCAACCUGAGUUAGAUUGUGAUCAUAUACUCGCUUGUGAGGGAAAAGUUGUAUGGAAAGUUCAAAUAAUUGAACAAUUUAUUAGGUUUAUUAGUGACAGUUACUAGAGAAACACCAUACCGCAAAAAUUCUUGAUAAUUCCUCAUCAUGUCGGUCGAGCAUUGUAGAUAAAGGAAAAGUAAUUAUUGAAUUAAUCAUCUGACGCAGUAAAAAAGAACGUGAAGCAAAUUAAAGUUGAAAAUAUUAGCAUUGACUAGUCAUCGCAAAACAUUGAAAUGGAUUUUGGCUCUGGGCAAAACUCUCACACUAGGAAUCUCUUUCUCUAUUAUGCCCGAACACGGACGAAACGAUACAUAAAAGAGAUAAUUUAACUGUUACAACAAAUACUGAGCCUAAAACGCAAACAACCAGUAAACAAAACAUAACUAAAUGAUAAAGAAAAAGAAAACAAAAACAGCGUGAAGCUUAGUGUAAAAUGAAAGCGCAAGGGCACUGACUACUUGUGCGCCCUAUUUAAUUAUUAUGUAUAUUGUUCCGCUAUGCAAAUCUAGCUGAGUGUCACGUAAUGCGCCAUGAAUGAUUAGCUCAGUCUAGAAAGCAAAUUGUGAAAAACAAAAAAACGUAGCUAAUUUGCAGUUAUAUUUUGUUGCGAAACGAAUACUUUCAUUAUUUAGUGUGGCAAAAUGUCUGUUUUUUUCUGUAAUAUGCAAUUGAACUUCCUAGCUUUGUUGGAGUUUAGACAUAAAUUUAAAUCAGGGUCUACUUUCAACAGUAAAAUAUAAACCAUUUUGGCUCCAAGGAAAAAGGAGAUCUCAGCAUAUUCACGUCACGUCACGUUCUUCGGAAGAUAUGUCUAACGUUGGACCGGACCAAACUGCAUCCCAACUGUAGUACCAGCAGAAAAUUUUUGGGGCAAUGCUUUUCAACAAUUAAUUUGCAAUUGUUGAUUGGAAGAUUGAUUGGGUCUCGAUGGAGCUCCUAAAGUUCAACUGCUCCUGCGGAUGCCUACUCUAAAAACGGAGCGGAUGUUUUCGCGUCUUAAUCUUUAAGUCGUUAACCUUAAACAGGACUCUAUCACUCAUAGCUGAUUGUCCUUUUAUCAAGUCAAGUUUUAUCAGUCUCAGCUUCCGAUGACAGUGUCAUGCUUUUGGCGGAAUUCAGAAAAAACAUCACGAUUGGUAACGUUACUAAAGAAGGUCUUAAUUCAAAACAGUCACGAUUUGAACAGUCCUUAUUAAGUAUUAAAAUAAUGGACAAACUCAAUUUCUGAUCCAUAUCCAUGCGCAGCUUGGUAAAUGUAGUUUCAAGUAACAAUUUCCCGAAGCAUUCCAGAUCACUUGAGGCCGGUGAAGUCAAACUAUACUGGAAACCUGAUGAACGUUCAUUCUUCUUUCCGUCGAAGCAUCUCGUACCUUACGCCUUCUUCUAGUAGCAUAGAGCCGGGGUGACUCGCAUGCUGUAUCAAGAAUCUGUCUCUAUAACGCUCGGUCCUGGGCUUUUUUUUGUAUGCCAAAAGGGCAUUGGGUUAAAAGGCCACUGCGACAGUCGGUCCUGGGCUACUCGUCGAUAAUUCGUUGAGUGCCUCGACAUCUGCGAAUGGGCUUCAAUCUGGUCGAGUCAUCUAGCACGUCGAGCCUCUCUAUUCCUGGUGCUGGUGAGGUUCUUGAACAAAUUUCUCUGCACAGUCGUCUGUCAUUCUCGCGGCGCGGUCCACCUUAGCGUUUCAACUUUCACUAGAUGUACGAUGGGAAUCAAGUAGUGCCUAGAACGCGUGGUUCAUACGCUUACGCCACUCUUUGCUAUCCGUUUGUACUCCUCCAAAAAUAGUCCGCAACACCUUUCAUUCAAAUACGGCAAGUGCCAGUAUAUCUUCCGUAACCUACUGUCCGUCAGCUUCGUGCGGUGGCGUAUGCUCCUUGAUCGAAGCGUCUUCCGGAGGGAAAAGUAGGCUCGAUUUCCAGUUUAAAUGCGUCGUUGAAUUUCCGUACUCGUAUUAUUGUCAGCGGUGACAAGAGAUCCCAAAUAUAUGAAUUCAUCAACGACUUGCAGUUCAACGCCGUCAAUUGUCACUAUCCGGGGGAGGCAAACGUUGCCUUCUCUGGAGCCUCUUCCUACCAUAUAUUUGGUCGGUUUGGUGGUUCGACGCAUUGAUUUGUAACCCAAUCCUCGUAGCUUCUGUUUCAGUCUGGCGUAGAUUGCCUCCGCCAUCUGAAGGUUUCUAGUGACGAUCGUCGAGGUCGUCCUCGUGCAUUAUCUGCCAUAGCUGUUCGCGCUCGAUUGUAUCGUAUUCUGCCCUGAAAUCCACGGAAUUAUAAUGCGUGGACAGGUUGUACUCCCGACAUUUCUGGAAGAUUUGUCGGAGAGUGUAAAUUUGAUCCGUAGUAGCACGGGUUUCCAUAAAGGUCGCAUGGUACUGCCCUACGAAUUGUCUUGCUAUCAGUGUAAUGCUGCGAUAACCGAUCGCCAUUUUUAUAGAUGGAGAAAACCACUCCUCCGGCAGUUUCUCCUCUUUCCAAAUCCUUGAAUUUAUCUAGUGGAGUGUCAUUGCUACUUAGUGCUUUUUGGCCAUAUUUGUAGAGUUCAGCUGACCGAUUUCUCGUCGAAUUUCGCCGAUCGGAAACCAGCACGUUGUUAUCGUUUGUAGGCAUUCCUAGGUUAAUUUCCGUUCCGUCUAUUUCUGUUAACUGUCACCGUCGAGAUUCUCAUCGAAGAAUAGCUUUCACUAGUGCUCGCUUCACCCUCGUUUGUGACCAGGUUUCGCUCCUCGUCCCUACUCAUAUCAGAUUUCGGUGUAUAUCUUUUACGAGAUUUAUUUUACCUACUCAUAUAGAACUUGCGCAUCUCAUUAGUCCGGAAUAGUCGUCGCGAUUUCUGUCCUUCUAUUUUCCCACAGAACCAACUUGUGAAGCAAAAGCGGGCAAUUUUUUGCGUUGCAUUUUGCUUCUGUUUUGUAAUCCGAACAAUCGUCCUAUUCAGAUACUGAGUAUGCUGAGUCAAAUUUUCCGCUGGAUUCGGUAGAAAUGGAUAGCUUCGAUAUCUUGCUUCCAAUGAUAGUUGUAGGGUUGUACACUCGAGUCUUUUUUUACACGGUUUGUUUUUUUCGAUUACUCAAGAACGGUGCUACUUAAUGACCAUUUACAAACUAUGUACAUGAUAGAUGUCGGGCCUCUCCCAAAUGUAUCGAGAAAUAAAUAAAUAGUCCCUAAAUUACAACCCCGUUCCUAAUAAUCGAAAAACCAAACCGAGUAAAAAAAGUAUUUGAGUGUAGUGUCAAAGAAAAUAUAUAAUUCCUAUGGUCCCACACCGGAUGGCGCAGUUACUGAACCUUUCGCUUUCAUUCUCAGUCGGUCAUUCGAGUAGGAUUUCUUACGAGUUGGAAACUAUCAUCUUCUAUAUAAAAAUGGAUUUCUGUCUGUCUGUCUGUCGGGAUGUUCCUUAUAGAAUCAAAAACUACUGAACCAAUCGGCGAGAAAAUUUGUAUGUAGAGGUUUUUGGGACCAAAAAGGUUUUAGUGAUGGUUAGAGACCCCUCUCCCCACUAAGAGGGGGCUCCCAUACAAAUGAAACACAUAUUUCUGCAUAACUCGAGAACUAAUCAAGCAAAUAGAACAAAAUUUGGCAUGUGGGUGUUUUUGGAGACAUUUUUUUCUAUGAUGAAUUGGGAUCCCUCCCCACUUUAGGAGGGGGGCUCCUAUACAAAUAAAAUACAAAUUUCCUCAUAACUCGAGAACUAAUCAAGCAAAUGGAAUAAACUUUGGCAUGUGAAAGUUUUCUAGGGCAAGAAUAUUUUCUAUGGUGAAUUAGAACCCCUCCCAACUGUAGGAGGGGGGGCUCCCAUACAAACGAAAUACAAAUUUCCUCAUAACUCUAGAACUAAUCAAGCAAAUGGAACCAAAUUUAGCAUGUGGGUGUUUUUGUAGGCAAGAAUAUUUUCUAUGGUGAAUUAGGACCCCUCCCCACUUUAGAAGGGGGGCUCCUAUACAAAUGAUAAUUCAAAUUUCCUCAUAACUCGAGAAUUAAUCAAGCAAAUAGAACCAAAUUUGGCAUUUGGAGGGUUUUGGAGGCAAAAAUUUUUUCUAUGAUGAAUUAAGACCCCUCCCCUGUUUAGGAGUGGGGGCUCCCAUACAAACGAAAUUCAAAUUUCCUUACAACUUGAGAACUAAUCAAGCAAAUGGAACCAAAUUUGGCAUGUGGGAGAUUUUGGAGUCUUGAAUUUAUUUUAUGAUAGUUAGAGACCUCUGACCCCUGUGGUAGGGGGAUAUGGACUCUCAUACAAAUAAAACAGAAAUUUUUGCGAAACUCAAAAACUAAUAGAACUCGAGAAAUUCGAGACUUUUCUAUAAAACAUUAGUCAAUAACAAGACCACAAAAACUAUCUAUAGUAACACUAGAUCAUUCAGGACGAGACGGCCGCGAGUGUUGCCGGUGACCCGCCGUCGGAAGCACCGCCCACUGGGGGGAGGCAACUCCUCGCAGAAAUUACUACUGUCUAGGUUUAUUCGUUUUCCUAGGUCUACCUGGGUUUCCUGGAACGAGCGACAGGGAGUAAGGAGAGGAUCGCGAAAUGGUACUUUCCACAAAAAAGUUUUCCGUGAAAUGGUACAUCCGCUUAAGGUUUUUCGCAAAAUGAUAUUCGGCGAAAUGGUGUACAAUCAUGGCGAAUAUUACUAUCCGCUUUCUGGCUAUGCAAUGAGGGGACAGGGGAGUUGUUUUCUACUUUACUGUGAGGAAAAAUUGCAAAUUUGUAUAUUAAACUACCCAUUCCUGGUAACUAAUAAGCAUUAACAUAAGCAGCAAAUCAGCGUAUCUGGCAUUUUAUGCUGCACGUUGUUGUAUAUUAGCUUUUUGACUGCAUAGGUGUUGUAAAUUGGCAUUCAAAAUUGUAUUCAAAUUCUUCGUGUCGGUAAUUAGCUGUAAAUUAGCAUUGUCAGCACUAUAAGAAGGUUAUCAGUACAGUAGCUGUAUAUUUUGCCAAAAUAGCAUUUAAGUAGCAUUUAAGGUGACUUAAAUGCUUAUUGGCCUACAUUUGAAUAGCAGUGGUGAUGCUUAUUGGUUACCUGGGAUGCUUUCAUAGUUAUGUAACUGCCAAAAUGAAUUAUCUAAGGUUGAACUCGUCAGAAACUUGCAAAACUCGAGAUUGUGACAAAGAUCAUCCGAGAUUCAUGAUUUAUGUACAACACAGGUUAAUUUGUGGCAAUACGAAGUUUGUCGGGUCAGCUAGUCAUACUAUAUAAAUGGUGAUCGUCGUGACUUGAAAAACCACCGUGGGAUAACCAGCUUCUCAGCCGCUUCGAAGUUGUUCGAACGCAUUCUUCAAGCCACGGUCUUAUAUUGCAUCUAACCAGCAUGGUUUUAUUCCCGAUUUGAAAGCGGCCUUCAACAAAAUUUACCAUAAAGUAUGACUUCGCAAACUGUGUCAAAUAGGAGCCUCCAGCAAGCUAUUGGUAUGGUUUUCAUUGUACUUAGCUCCUGCGUUUUUUCACUACUUGUUAAUGCCUCUGGCGUCCCGCAAGUGAGCAAUUUAAGAUCACUUUUGUUCAUCACCGUCUUCAACGAUGUUGCAUUCUUGCUUCGCAAUAAGCGUAAGCUUAACUAUACCGAUAAUUGAAAGUGAUUUAAAGAUGUACGUAGUGGUGCGUUGUGUUGAGGACUGUCUCCACUUACAAAUGUUGCUGAAUGUAUUCGGUAAUUACUGUCAAAUGAACAACCUCCUUAUCAGUAUCGCAAAAUGUAACGUGAUGACUUUUCAUCGUUCUAUAGAAUCGUUCACCUUCGAAUGCUACAUCAACAGUACUCUUCUCAACAGAAUGGACCAUGUAACGGAUCUUGGUAUUCUAUUGGAUCCAAAGUUUACCCUUCAUGCUCAUUACAUGCCGAUUAUAUCAAAAGCAAACCGACAACUUGGCUUUAUUUCUAAAAGUGCCGAUGACUAUACAGAUGCGCAUAGCCUGAAAGCAUAGUGUAUUGUGUCCUCGCUAGACCGAUCCUUCAGAACACCCCAGUAAUAGUUCAAACGAGUUCAAAUUCAUGCAUACGGAUUGCUCUCAGGAAUCUUCCGUGGCAUGAUCCUUCGAAAUUCUGCCGCGUAUCCUCCAGAUGCCAAUUUCGUAUUCUCGACACGCAUGUCUUCGAACAGGGUACAGCCAACUACUUUUGUUGUUGAACUGCUAGCCGCGACAUGAAUUGCCCACGGCUUUUAUUUCUGCUUUAUUUCCAUGCUCAAGAAGUACAUUACGACAGCGGUCUAUAAUGCAGUCUGAAUUUCACCGUACCUGCUAUGGUUACCAUUAACCCAUUUUUGCGAUGAUUCGCCUGUUGGCAUCAGUCGAAUCUGCGUUCAAGUUGAGCAGCAUUGCAGAUUGAAUUAUUUAAUUUAUAACUACAUUAUUCAUUAAGACAAAAUUGUCAGAUGAAUUGUGGAGAAAUAACCAAAACCAGAUAAACAAAGUAACGCGAGAUUUCCAUUUUGGUUGAUCUUUUUUGAUAUCUUCUUAUAAGGGGAAAGAUGUAACAGCAGGCCAUGAUAAUGAUGGAAGAGCUAAUUAUUUUGCUGAUAAAUAAUAAUGAGAUAGGUAUAUUAUCAAAUUAGCCUCUGUUUUUAAUACAAAAUGAAUAUCAAUAUUGUUUGUUUAACUAUAGGGGAAGGGCAGUAAAGACGGACACUGCGGGAAAGACGGACACUUAUCAUAUUUCAUAAACAAUAAUUUUUUGAAGCAAACCAAUGAUGGGAAAUGUUUCUAUAGACUGAAUAAACACUUUUGAAUUAAACUGCCGAUUUCUAGCAGCGCAGCUGUCAAAUUUAUAAGCAAAACAAAGAAAAAAUGCCUAAAUACGCUAACCGAUGUAAUUUUGUGUGUGAAGAAAAUAGCUGGUAAAUCGUUAAAAAGCAAUACUUUCGUGCUAUAACGACGACAUUACGUUAGUUUGACCCUUCACUGAAUGUCCAUUGGAAAUCUAGUGAAUUUUUGAAUAUUCAGUAAAAAGUUAUUAAAGUUUGAAAAAAUGGUAUCCAAGUCGGGAAAGACGGACACCCGAAGGUAGGGAAAGACGGACACAAAGAUUCCGUAUUCAUUUUGCCUAACAACGAUUUAAAUUGCAAAUACUUGCAUAUUAUACAUGUAAAAGUAUCCAGAAGUCAUUUAACAGUUGGAAUAGGCCAACUUUUAAAAACGAUUAAUUCAUCACCAAUUAAAAUAUUGAAGAUUAUAAAAGGGAACCAUUUUAUUUCCUCGCUCAAAGGGGAAAUUGGGUAGGGGGUUUUCCCAAGCCAAUUCUUUCCUAAAUACAUGAUGAAAUAUGUUAAUCUUUCUUAAUACUGAUAAUUCGUCGGCGCGUGACGCCUUUUCGCGAGUGUCCGUCUUUCCCAUAUCAAGUGUCCGUUUUUCCCGCCCAUGCGCAGAAACUCUGAUUUAUACAUAAUGUUUAUAAUAUUAAAGAAAGUAUAAAUUUUGGAAGAAAUUUUCUAGUACACGCUGUAACUUUAUUAGACAGAGACUUAAAGUUUCAGUUUGUAUGAAAAUUGCAAUCAAUACAGUUAUAUUUGAGUAGAUAUUGACUCUUGACCUUAAGGUGUCCGUCUUUACCGCCCUUCCCCUACCAUCAGUAUAAGAAAAGUGAUAUUGAGAAAAUUUAUGAUGAAAAUUGAGCAACAAAUUCUUUAAAGCAUUCUUCUUAGUUCACGUUAACUAUCUAUGAUGGUGGAAACUAAAGAGUAUAGAAAAUUUCAUGGAAGAAUGACCGCUGAGCCGGAUUCAAUAGAAACUUGAACAAAAUAGUCAAAUACACAUAAUUUGAAAUGGUAAUCUUAUCUUGGGUAAAACAUAGCGAAUCUCAUUUUUCUUUAUAGAACGAAGAAAAAAUAAAUCAUCUGGAGAACCAGUUUAUUACUUUGUGCGUGGAAGUGAAAAUUGCAUAUUGCCUGUUAAAAAGCAGUAAUCUCCAUUGUUUGCUUAACUCAAACGCUUUGUGAUUCUUUGAACGCCAUUCAAGCCAUGCAAACGCAAUAAACAGUAAAUAGAAAUAAGUAUCCAACGGAGCAAGAUAGCAGACCGUAUUAUUUACAUUAGAAUUAUUUCACCAAAUUGAAAAUCACCCAUUCGUUGAAAAGAGCAACACACAUUUUAGGGCGUUUUCGAAGAAAGAUAAAGCUAAAAUCGCAGCAAAUUCAAAUUAAAAACUGUACUACAUGUUAUUAUUUUACUCAAUAAACAAUCAAGAAAU